Molecule: messenger RNA, 1362 nt
Organism: Diprion similis
Lineage: Eukaryota; Metazoa; Arthropoda; Insecta; Hymenoptera; Diprionidae
Gene: Arr1
Product: arrestin homolog
Exons: 1
Coding region: 107-1243 (378 amino acids)
Biological process (GO): G protein-coupled receptor internalization; signal transduction
Cellular component (GO): cytoplasm
Molecular function (GO): G protein-coupled receptor binding
Source: RefSeq, a predicted model, not a curated record
GGACGACCGGACGACAGGAUCGCAGCGACGUUAUACCGCGGUUGUUUAAUAAAGAACAAGACAAAGCGAAUUAAAAGAAAAGGAAAAAAAAUAAGAAAACCAAGAGAUGGUGGUAAAUUUCAAGGUGUACAAGAAGUCCUCGCCGAAUGGCAAAGUCACGAUAUAUCUCGGGCGACGAGACUUCGUCGACUACUUGUCGGGGGUCGAGUCGAUCGACGGCGUCGUCCUCUUGGACAAGGACUACGUCGAGUGCGGUCGACGAGUGUGGGGUCAGGUGGUCUGCAGCUUUCGUUACGGUCGCGAAGAGGACGAAGUGAUGGGUCUGAACUUCCAGAAGGACCUCUACCUGGCCUCGGAGCAGCUCCACCCGCCUUCGAAGAAGUCGGAAGCUUCGGACUUGACGAAGCUGCAGGAACGUCUCCUGAAGAAGCUCGGACCCUGCGCGUUUCCGUUCACCUUCGCCCUGCCGCAGGGGGCGCCGUCCAGCGUGACGCUUCAGCCGGGUCCUGAGGAAACCGGAGAGCCCUGCGGGGUCUCAUACUACGUGAAGAUGUUUGCUGGUGAAAGCGACAGCGAUAACAGCCACAAACGGAGCACCGUCACCCUGGGGAUAAGGAAGGUGCAAUUCGCGCCGACGAAGCAGGGCCGGCAACCCUGCACAGUCGUGACGAAGGACUUCCUGCUGAGUCCUGGGGAGUUGGAGCUCGAGGUGACCCUUGACAAACAGCUUUAUCACCACGGGGAGAGGAUCAUGGUGAACGUCAGCGUGAGGAACAAGAGCAACAAGGUAGUGAAGAAGAUAAAGGCGCUGGUGCAGCAAGGCAUCGACGUCGUUAUAUUCCAGAACGGGCAGUUCCGGACGGUAAUCGACGCGGUUGAGACGCAGGACGGCUGUCCCAUAAACCCGGGAUCGACUCUUCAGAAGGUUUUGUACCUCCAGCCGAGGUUGGAGAACAACAAGAACCGCAGAGGCAUCGCGCUCGACGGUCACUUGAAACGCGAGGAUGUCAACCUGGCCUCGAGCACCCUCCUCACGUCGCCCGACGUCCGCGAUUCCUUUGGCAUCGUCGUUUCGUACGCCGUUAAGGUCAAGCUUUACCUCGGAGCCCUCGGUGGUGAACUGUCCGCCGAGUUGCCCUUCAUUCUUAUGCUACCGAAUCCCUCCGACAGGAUCAAAGUCAUGACUGCCGAGAGCGUCGCCAUCGACGAGGAAAACAUCGGCGAUGAUAUCGUCAACACUUAGACACACGCAGACCGAAACUGGAGGAUCGUGAUCGUUCGAUUUCUUUUCCUCUUUGGUGUCUAAAGGUCUGAUUUCUUAUCUGACCUUGUUCUACUAAUCGUUUCUUUCCGAUUAUUCUC